Molecule: messenger RNA, 599 nt
Organism: Betta splendens (Siamese fighting fish)
Lineage: Eukaryota; Metazoa; Chordata; Actinopteri; Anabantiformes; Osphronemidae
Gene: lgals2b
Product: lectin, galactoside-binding, soluble, 2b
Exons: 4
Coding region: 83-466 (127 amino acids)
Molecular function (GO): carbohydrate binding; galactoside binding; laminin binding
Source: RefSeq, a predicted model, not a curated record
CCAGCAUCACCGCUGUUAUAAAAACCAGUCACCUGCCGAAGGAUCUUCCUCACUCGACGUAGAACCCACUGCAGCAGCCAAGAUGCUUGUUAAAGACAUGACAUUCAAGGAGGGGCAUGAGUUCAAGAUCCGAGUCAGGCCCAAUCACGGCUGUAACAGCUUUGCCAUCAACAUCGGUCAUGACUCUGAGAACAUCGCGCUGCACUUCAACCCUCGCUUUGAUUCUGGCUCCAUAAUCUGCAACUCGCUGUCUGGGGGAAACUGGGGCUCCGAGCAGGUCGAUGGACUGCUGCCCUUCUCCCCUGGGGAGGAAUGCAAGUUUUACAUCAACUUCAACCUCGAGCAGUUUUACAUCAAGCUUCCCGAUGGCUCCAUGAUGAACUUCCCCAAUCGUCUGGGAGACGUCAAGUACAAGUUCUUUGACGUCAGCGGAGAUGCAAGAAUUGUCGGCAUCAAGAUUAAAUAGAGAUCAACCUGUUUUUGACCCUUGACCUUCACCCUUUUUGCAGAUUAUUGCAGAAAUAGUGUGUUUUACUUUACUGAGCCCAUAUUUUUAUUUGCUGACAAUAUGGAAAAAUAACAAUAAAAAAUAAAUUUAG